AGCCUUCUCAGGUAAUUGAAUGGGUUAACUUCCGGUUUCCUCGAGAAUUUCCCAGCCGCCCCUGCGUCCAUUCUUUCUCUUCCGUAGUACUGUCUUUUUGGGGAGACAGACCAAACGUCACCAUGCCGGCCCUCAGACCCCUUACAAAACCUAAAAUCGUAAAAAAGAGGACUAAGAAGUUCAUCAGACAUCAGUCGGAUCGCUAUGUCAAGAUUGCGCAAAACUGGAGGAAGCCCAGAGGUAUUGACAACAGGGUCCGCAGGCGAUUCAAGGGCCAGAUGUUGAUGCCUAACAUCGGUUAUGGUAGCAACAAGAAGACCAAGCACAUGCUGCCCACCGGCUUCAGGAAGUUCCUUGUCCACAACGUCAAAGAACUCGAAGUCCUCAUGAUGAGCAACAAGACACACUGUGCUGAGAUCGCCCACAACGUGUCCUCCAAGAACAGGAAGCUCAUUGUGGAGAGGGCCGCUCAGCUGGCCGUCAAGGUUACCAACCCCAACGCCAGGCUGCGCAGCGAGGAGAACGAAUAAUCUGGCCCUCCAUGUGUUGUCUUAUCAAUAAAUUUACAAAAAACGAAA
Messenger RNA from Engraulis encrasicolus (European anchovy), 578 nucleotides. RefSeq names its product ribosomal protein L32 (gene rpl32). Gene Ontology annotation, biological process: translation. Gene Ontology annotation, molecular function: structural constituent of ribosome. NCBI's taxonomy places the organism in Eukaryota, Metazoa, Chordata, Actinopteri, Clupeiformes, Engraulidae. Gene Ontology annotation, cellular component: ribosome; cytosolic large ribosomal subunit. The transcript is spliced from 4 exons. The coding region runs from base 123 to 530 and encodes 135 amino acids. The record is from RefSeq and is a predicted model, not a curated record.